AUGCCCACCCAUGAACCUAAGAAACAUCUCAUCUCUCUUGCAAAAGCACAAGUGCCUCAUGUGAAGAUUCUACCAGUCAGCAAUUCCCUUCAUGACCUGCUUGAUAAACCAGUCCCACAGACAGAGUGGCACCGGGCAUUGACAGGGAUGAAGCGAGAAGACAUGAUCUUUGCUGCUGCAAGGGUCCUGAUUCCUCCUGACCCCAUCCCUGUCCCCUGCAUGGAGAGGAGCCAUGGGAGGAUCCUCAAGCGUACUCUGCUUGUCCUUGUUGCUGAUUACUUGCACAAGAAUGGUUAUGAAGACCUGGCAGAGAGCAUGUUGGCUGAAGAAGCUCGGGGAUAUCAAGUGUGUGACAACAUUGACCUUGAGCGAAUCCUCAUUGACUAUGAGGCAUUCUAUACCCAGAAAUUCAGGAAGUUGCCUCAGUUGAUCAAAGCAGUGGAGGCUCAUGAUUCAAAUGGAUUGAAGUGCAAACAACAUUUGCAACCCCGACCAGUGACAAAGAGGGGCAAGAACAAGAAGGAGGAAGUAGAGUCAAGGAAGAUGCCAGAUCCUGAUUUCCUUCUCCUUGCCCACAAUCCCCAGCAUAGCCUGGUGAGAGCAGAGCAAGAGCCAGACUCAUCAGACAAAGAUGCACUAGAGCAUGAUUAUUUUUCACUGGAAGAGUGUGGUGUUGGUGGGAUGGAGGUGAUAGGACUGGAGAAAGGGAAGCAGGUGAUUCGUGAAGCUAUUUCCCUGUCCCCAUCUCAGUUGGAAUUCCUUGCAACUGCUGGCAUUCGUCCUUGGAGGACUCUUCUCCUUUUUGGACCUCCUGGCACUGGUCACCUUCCUUUUCAGUAUUUCUUUUGUAACUCUGAAGUAUUUGACCUUUUGCUCUUUACACUCUUUUGA
Molecule: messenger RNA, 891 nt
Organism: Darwinula stevensoni
Lineage: Eukaryota; Metazoa; Arthropoda; Ostracoda; Podocopida; Darwinulidae
Source: the annotation of a GenBank genome assembly